Molecule: messenger RNA, 386 nt
Organism: Ambispora leptoticha
Lineage: Eukaryota; Fungi; Glomeromycota; Glomeromycetes; Archaeosporales; Ambisporaceae
Source: the annotation of a GenBank genome assembly
GUUGGAACAAGUUGAAACUACCAAGAAAACGACUUAUCAACCCAGAACAUAUGACAGGAACAGGAAUCAACAAAGUCCCAGAAAUCCACCGACCUGUUAUCGAUAGUCAACAGUCGACCUACAAUGCAAAUUUAGCGACUAUUAGUAAUAACCCUUUUGGACAAAAUAAUGUUGCCACAACACAAGUGCCCGAAGCAAAUAAUGCCCGACUAAUUAAUACUGACACCCUUCUUUCGCAGAUUCAGACGCUUGCUAACGUUAUCCAGGCAUCCACCAACACUGAAAAUAACACUCACGGUACAUCGAACUCAACACUCUUGGUGACACAUGAAUACUUGGUCGGAAAAUGUAAACGAACUAAGAUAGAACCCCGGAAGACGAUGUAA